AUGGAAAUCUCCCAGAUAUACGUCUACCCUAUCAAAUCCAUGCGUCCGACGGCGCUAAAGUCGUCGAGAGUGACACGCAAUGGAUUGCUAUAUGAUAGGAGGUUCAUGCUGCUCAAGAUCAAGCCAGACGAGCAGCUGGUGAACAUGCAUAUCGACAAGUUUCAGCAGAUGGCGCUCUUCUUGACUGACAUCGAGUUCCCAUCGGCACAGGGAGCGAGUGAUGACCGUGGCUGGAUAACGGUGACUUAUAAGAAUGCUGCUACAAACCAUCCAGAGUCGGGUGUUGGGAACAAGCUGCGCAUCCCCCUGGAACCAGAUACAAGCAACCUGAAGAAGCUUGAAGUGAUGAUGCACCGUAGCCCUACAACGGCAUACGAUAUGGGCGUGGAAUACAAUAGCUGGUUCUCUGCCUGGCUAGGGUUUAAGAUCGUUUUUGCAUAUAUUGGCGAAAACAGGAGGUUUCCGCUUGGAAACAUGGCUCCUCCAGGUACAUCUGGCAACUCAACGACUGGAUGGCUAUCCACAGUUACAAAGAAUAUACCCUACGCCGACAACCUGCUUGGACAGGUUGAUGCCUCAAAGGUCCUCACCUUCGCAGACAUGGCACCUUAUCUUAUCGUCUCACAGACGUCUGUGGAUAACGUAUCAGCCCGACUUCCGGAAGGUGAGACGAUGGACGUCACCAAGUUCAGACCCAACAUCGUCCUGUCUGGCUCCCCUGAGGCGUUCGAAGAGGACUUCUGGGGUGAACUCAUCGUAGGCGAGCGUGUGACGGUUCAACUGAGGAAUAACUGCGUACGAUGCGUCAGUAUCAAUGUUGACUUUGAUACAGGAGCACCGCAUACUGGUGAGGCGGGAACGGUACUUAAGAAGCUAAUGAAGGAUAGGAGGGUGGACAAGGGGACGAAAUAUAGUCCUGUCUUUGGACGGUAUGGAUUUCUGCACCAAGAGAAUGGUGACGACGAUGCAAUGAUUCGAGUUGGUGAUGCCGUGAAAGUGUCGAAGAUUAAUGCAGAACGCACUAUUUUAGAAUGGCCCGGGAUGACCAACUAA
This is a messenger RNA of Arthroderma uncinatum, 1053 nucleotides long. Its product is annotated as MOSC domain protein. Gene Ontology annotation, molecular function: catalytic activity; molybdenum ion binding; pyridoxal phosphate binding. The record is from RefSeq and is a predicted model, not a curated record. Lineage: Eukaryota; Fungi; Ascomycota; Eurotiomycetes; Onygenales; Arthrodermataceae. The coding region runs from base 1 to 1053 and encodes 350 amino acids. The transcript is spliced from 3 exons.